UGUAUAGUACGCAUGCGCCGUACAUAUCACGGUGGCCGCUCGUCAACUCAGCUAUGAUAGUAGAAAUGUAUAUUGAACCUUAACUUCUGCUUACAGUAAUGAGACGGUAACUUCACGUAUUACAGUUUUUAUUCUAAAAAGGACUCUAGAAGGACACUAGAGUCAGUCAGCUUCUGACAGAAGAUGACAGCCAACGAGGAUCAAGAGAUGGAGUUGGAGGUUCUCCGCUCCAUCUACGAGGGGGAUGAGUGUUUCAAAGAGAUCAGCCCUGUGUCCUUUCAGUACAGGGUGGGAGAACUUGAUGACACCAAAGCCUUCAUUCUUGAUUUCACGUGGCCGGAAUCCUACCCAGCUACCGCCCCUCAGAUAUCCCUAGUUGCAUUUUUUAAUAACAGAAUAUCCUCACUGACGAAGCAGCAGAUUGUCUCCAAGGUGGAGGAGCAGGCAGAGGCCAGCCUGGGCGAGGCCAUGAUGUACACGCUGUUUGAGUGGGCCAAGGAGAACCAGGAGAGCCUCAUGGAGGAUCAUCAGCCCGUCGUCACCGCUGUGAUCUCCAAUGACACGACGGCGACAGAGGGCAAGAAAAAGGAGAAAAAGGAACAGCUCACAAAAUCACAAAAAAGGAGGAUAACUUGUAGGACGGAUAACAAGGGGGAAAUGCCCCGAGGCUGGGACUGGUGUGACGUUAUCAAGGUAUGUUUUUUUUUUAUUUUGUUUCUCCCCUUUACUCCACUAGAUGGCAAUGGUUGACAAUGUACAAAAUGA
Messenger RNA from Gadus chalcogrammus (walleye pollock), 765 nucleotides. Its product is annotated as RWD domain-containing protein 4-like. Bases 184 to 750 code for a protein of 188 amino acids. The record is from RefSeq and is a predicted model, not a curated record. The transcript is spliced from 6 exons. Gene Ontology annotation, molecular function: protein binding. Lineage: Eukaryota; Metazoa; Chordata; Actinopteri; Gadiformes; Gadidae.